Hymenoscyphus albidus is the source of this 763-nucleotide messenger RNA. The record is from the annotation of a GenBank genome assembly. Lineage: Eukaryota; Fungi; Ascomycota; Leotiomycetes; Helotiales; Helotiaceae.
AAAAUCUGGUGAAUACCCUGGCAGAGCUGAAAAAAAGCAUGACAGUCUAGCGACUGUGACAAGGCUGACAAUCGACUUACCUCCGUUCUUCAGCCCUGUCUCUUUUAAUUGGCCACCAACAAGGCGGGGAAACCUCCUGGUGUUGCGCCUGAAUGUUGAACGCAAUUUAUUUACUCCUACUCGUAUACACCUUCCAUACACUCUCCAAAACACAACAUCCCUCAACUCCUCAAAUCCAGCAAAGUCCUUUUGCACGGCAAAGAUGUGGUAAGUCCUAAAUCAAAACCAAAUUCAAAUUCAAAUCCAAAAGAAAAUUUCUAACCAAAACCCAGCAAACACAUCCUCAACGCCCAAGUCUCCAUCCGCUCCCCCUGCUGUAAGCUCCUUCCCCCCCCCUCCUCCACCACAAUACACAACAACCCACUAAUCACCCUCCCCCAUAGGCAGGAAAUGGUUCGACUGCGCAGAAUGCCACAUGGAAACCGAGACGCACGCCCUAAAACAACAAACCGAAAUGACCUUCGCAUGCAAGAAAUGCCGCAAGGUAUUUCGAAAAGACGCGCAGGAGUUUGAGGAGUCAGAUGAGUACUGUCCACAUUGCGAUAAUCACUUUGUGCUGGAGGCUGUGACGCCCAAGCCCAUGUUGAAGGUUGAGGGUGAGGAUGCGAGGGUGGAUAGUAGGAUGCUGAAGGAUGAGAGGAUUAGGGGCGAGGAGUUGAGGACGAUUUUUGAUGUUAAGGAGGCGCCUAAUAAGUUGGGUUAG